UAGCGGGAGCGUAUACUGGCGGGUGCAGGUCGGGCUGUGGGGUGGUCGUCGGCCAGACGACGUCAAAACAAACACUGUUCAUCCCAAUGAUGAUGAAGAUCAUGUUGCUUUUGCAACUGAAGUGGCUGAUCGUCACACUCAUUUUUUUGCACAGCAGAAGUGCAUUUUGCAAAAAAUUCUACUACAGCAAUGAGGUAUACGAACGCCCUAGAGUUCAGAGCUUGAAAAGCACGAGUCUGGAGCACGAGAAACGCACAGCAGACGACCCGAGCGGUCGCCGCUCUUCGAGCCCACCCAUGCCUCCGCCGAGCGAGGGCGCUCGCAUGGCCAGGUACAUCGUGCACAGCACUGAUUGGGCCGCGCUAGCCACCACUUCAGCUAAAAGACAAAUACAAAGUUUCCCCUUUGUGAACACUGUGUCCUUCAGUGAUGGGCCACCAAGCAAUGGAUCUGGGAUUCCAUACCUCUACUUAACACCUCUUGAUAUGUCUUCACAGGACUUGGAGAAGGAUGCUCGCAGCUCUCUGGCCAUGACCCUAGCUGAAACUAGUUACUGUGAAAACAAUGCAUUUGAUCCCGAGGACCCGCGGUGUGCCAAGGUUGUACUGACAGGAAAAGUUAAAAAGUUAAAACCAGAAUCAUCUGAGCUGGUGUUCGCUGAAAAUGCAUUAUUCACUCGCCACCCUGCAAUGAAAACAUGGCCAACAGAUCAUAACUGGUAUUUUGCUAAAAUGAAGAUUGAUCAAAUAAUCUUGCUGGACUACUUUGGAGGCCCAAAAAACAUACCAGUGAAGGAGUAUUUAGCAGUAUCACCGGAGGUGUCAAGGGCAUCUGCCGAAUUAGCAGCACCACCACCGGAGGUGUCAAGGGCAUCUGUCGAAUUAGCACCACCACCACCGGAGGUGUCCAACGAAUCUGUGAAGCUAGUCUCUCAAGCCUGAGGCAACAAAUGGUAACAGAAAGUACACCCACCAAUUUGCAGCACCUCCUAAGCUUACUUAGUGAAUGGAUCCUGAUGUUUACAUAUUAGGUUUGUGCAUUACCAGAAAAAAUUAAGUAUUCUU
Messenger RNA from Bacillus rossius redtenbacheri, 1064 nucleotides. Its product is annotated as protein CREG1-like. Bases 87 to 941 code for a protein of 284 amino acids. The record is from RefSeq and is a predicted model, not a curated record. The transcript has 6 exons. NCBI's taxonomy places the organism in Eukaryota, Metazoa, Arthropoda, Insecta, Phasmatodea, Bacillidae.